CUUUUUUGCACACAGAAAAAAUUGACAGCGGUUUCAUUUCUUAUCUAUAUAAAUGAGUACACUCUUUCUUCUUUCUUGAAAACAAAAGAGCAAUUAUUAACCAUGGGUGAAGCCGUUAAGGAUCAAAGAGAAGAAGUGAUUCAAGCUUGGUACUUGGAUGAUAAUUACGAUGAGGGUCAGAAACUUCCUCACCACAAGGAUCCUAAGGAGUUUGUUACUUUGGACAAACUUGCAGAGCUUGGAGUACUUAGCUGGAGACUUGACGCCGACAACUAUGAAAACGAUGAGAAGUUGAAAAAGAUCCGCGAAUCUCGUGGUUACUCCUACAUGGACAUUUGUGAGGUAUGCCCUGGAAAGCUUCCAAACUAUGAAGCAAAAGUAAAGAUGUUUUUUGAAGAACAUUUACACAUUGAUGAAGAGAUCCGUUACUGCCUCGCAGGAAGUGGAUACUUUGAUGUGAGGGAUCUCAAUGAUGUUUGGAUUAGAGUAUGGGUAAAGAAGGGAGGUAUGAUAGUUUUUCCUGCUGGAAUAUAUCAUCGAUUCACCGUGGACACAGGCAACUACAUGAAGGCAAUGCGGCUUUUCGUGGGUGGACCAGUGUGGACUCCUUACAAUCGCCCACACGACCAUCUUCCUGCGAGGAAAGCGUAUAUGGAUACAUUCGUGAAGGUGCUUGGAGACCGUACCAUAGACGCUUCAGCAUAGAGGGACUCUCAGGCAUCAGAUUUUUAUAAGCUAAACAUAUGUUGAGAUGUUGUCUUUAUGCUUUAUUAUGUUUACCACUGAAACUGAAGACACAUUGGUUUCGUGCGUCUUUGACAUUAUUGUUGUGUUGUAAUGUUAUAUGGCAUGUGAACUUGUAACUUACCCUCUUUAUGUCUGUAAGUCUGUUCGGUAAUAUUUGGAGGAAAAUGGAACUGUUUUUUUUUU
This is a messenger RNA of Camelina sativa (false flax), 930 nucleotides long. Its product is annotated as acireductone dioxygenase 1. The record is from RefSeq and is a predicted model, not a curated record. NCBI's taxonomy places the organism in Eukaryota, Viridiplantae, Streptophyta, Magnoliopsida, Brassicales, Brassicaceae. Gene Ontology annotation, molecular function: acireductone dioxygenase [iron(II)-requiring] activity.